AUGGCUUACAGGUGCGCCGCGCACAAGAAGGCUUCUCUGUCCGGCGGAUCCGUCGGCGCCGGCGCCGGCGGUGGCCGUGGCUACUACGGUGGUCCGGACCGUAUCAGCAGCCUCCCCGACGAGCUGCUCCACCAUGUCCUGAGCUUCGUGACCACGCCGGAGGCCGUCCGCACCAGCGCGCUGUCCCGCCGGUGGGUCGGCGUCUGGAAGCGCGUCCCGCGGCUGCACCUCCUGGAGGAGGAGGCGACGAGCGCCGGGCACAUCCCGGACCACUUCGACGGCAUCCUCCGCCGCUACGCCGCCGACGUGGACAUCGCCGACCUCGCCAUCUCGUACCACUGGGACUGGCCCGAGGUCGACGGCGACCGGGCCUCCGCGUGGGCGGCCUUCGCCGCCCGCAGCGUCACCGGCCGCUUCUACCUCGCCGUGACCACCCAGGUAGGCCACGACGACGACGCCGUCCUCGAUCUCCCGUGCUUCGAGCGGGCGACGGAGAUCUCCCUCUACUCCUCCGGGAUGGCCGUCCGCCUCCCGGCGCUCGACGACGCCGCCGCCGCCGGAGGCUUCACCCGCCUGACGAGGCUGCGGAUGUCCGAGCUCCGCUUCAGCGACGCCGGCGAGGGCAUCAGCGGCGUCGUCUCGCGCCGGUGCCCAAGCCUGGAGUGCCUCGAGCUCGAGCACAUCGACGGCAUGGAGGCGCUCACCCUCCGCAGCGACUCGCUGCUGAGCCUGCGCCUCGCGUAUGUCCCGCUGCGGCGGCUCGACGUGGCGGCCGGCAACAUGCGCAAGAUGCGGGUCAAGUACUGCUUCGACGGGACGAGCCGCUGUCCGUGGACCGGCGGCGCGGCGAUGCGGCUCGCCGCGCCGGCGCUGGAGGAGCUCGGCUGGGAGGACGCGUACCCCGACAAGGUCGAGCUGAUUAGUUUACCUAGCUGCCUCAUGGAGCUCGCCGUCGUCGAGCUUCCUUCUCAUAUUAUUCACGAGAUUGGGCAAUCGGAUUUCACCAAGAUCUUGAAGCUUUUCUCUCGUGCUCAUGUUUUAAGGCUCACUUCUCCUAUGACUGCUACAGCUACACUGAUCAAGAAGUAG
This is a messenger RNA of Oryza sativa Japonica Group (Japanese rice), 1089 nucleotides long. NCBI's taxonomy places the organism in Eukaryota, Viridiplantae, Streptophyta, Magnoliopsida, Poales, Poaceae. The record is from RefSeq and is a predicted model, not a curated record.